Owenia fusiformis is the source of this 1200-nucleotide messenger RNA. The record is from the annotation of a GenBank genome assembly. Lineage: Eukaryota; Metazoa; Annelida; Polychaeta; Sabellida; Oweniidae.
UUUGUUUAAACACUGUAUCUCAUGACUGUAACUAUCAUUAUUUCAGUUAAUGGUGAAAUCUUUGUUUAUAAGACAUUGAAGUAAAAGGACGUAACUAUGCAAAACCAGAUUCAACUACAAAGAGGUAGGGGUGGCUAUCAGCGACAACAAGAUAUUGACACCAUUCAACCCAAGCGUCCUGGUGGUCGAGUUGAACAGUUCAAUGGGAAAGCAGCAAUAAUCAUAGGAUUCAUAAUGAUUGGGUUUGGGAUCGUAUCUAUCAAUCUCGGGGGUACAGCUAUUGCAUUGAGAUCAUCAAUGUUUCGAAUUGGUACGGGGAUUUGGUGUGGGCUUUUGUUCUUUAUACUGACUGGGUCAAUCGGUAUUGCUGCAGGAAGAUCAAAAUCAAAAUGUCUGAUCGUCAUAUUCAUGGUGUUGUCCAUAUUGAUGGCAUCUGUUGCCUGUGUUACCCUACUAGUCAUCUCUUCACUAGGAAUGGCACAAGAUGUUCCCUGGCUGAACUAUGAAUAUCAAUGCUAUGAUAAUAUCAAAUAUAAUUACUACCAUUGCGAAAACCGGGAAUUCCGAGUUGCUAUCAAUGCACUACUGGUGGCUACAUCUAUAAUCCAGGCAGUACUGAGUAUCAUAUCCUCUGCUUACUGCUGUAAGGCCGUCUGUUGUUGCAGCAAAGCAAAUGUACCAACAGCACAAGAGACCCAAAAUAUUUGCCAUAUCCUUACUCAAGGACAACAACAAGGCGUGCCAGCUAUCACCACAAAUGGACAGCAUGUGAUCAUUGUGCCUGGCCAGUCAAUCAAUGCUGCAUCGUUACCACAAAUGCACGUGCCAAACCAACCGGGAGUUUAUACCAUUAACAUUGCACCAGGAUACAAUACAACUAUACAAGAACCACCUACGUACACCCCAACUAUGUCUCAGGCCCAAACUGAGGGUGAAGUAGCUCCGCAAAAUGCAGAGAAAGCACGACAAACUAUGGACUCAUCCAAUCAAAUGGUUGACUGAUCAAUGUCAUGAACUAAAUCAACAAAGAGCUUACAGAACUCUCCAUAGAAUGUUUUCUCAUGUUGAUGCAAAGUUUUCAUUUUCACAAAUCAGACCAAAAUUGAUCAAAAUAUGCCAUAUAUAAUAUAUAUUUUUCUAACCUUCAAGUGGGUGCAAAUGAAUUUUCAGGUGGGUGCAAGCCUGUUUGCAAAAUCUCAG